This is a messenger RNA of Hippopotamus amphibius kiboko, 1718 nucleotides long. RefSeq names its product non-POU domain-containing octamer-binding protein-like. The record is from RefSeq and is a predicted model, not a curated record. NCBI's taxonomy places the organism in Eukaryota, Metazoa, Chordata, Mammalia, Artiodactyla, Hippopotamidae. Gene Ontology annotation, cellular component: nucleus. The transcript has a single exon. Gene Ontology annotation, molecular function: RNA binding. The coding region runs from base 116 to 550 and encodes 144 amino acids. Gene Ontology annotation, biological process: regulation of DNA-templated transcription.
AUUUGAGAAAUAUGGGAAGGCAGGCGAAGUCUUCAUUCAUAAGGACAAGGGCUUUGGCUUUAUCCGCUAGGAAACAAGAACCCUGGCAGAGAUCGCCAAAGUGGAACUGGACAACAUGCCGCUCCGUGGAAAGCAGCUGCGUGUACGCUUUGCCUGCCAUAGUGCAUCCCUUACAGUCCGAAACCUUCCUCAGUAUGUGUCCAAUGAACUGCUGGAGGAAGCCUUUUCUGUGUUCGGCCAGGUGGAGAGGGCUGUAGUCAUUGUGGAUGAUCGAGGAAGGCCCUCAGGAAAAGGCAUUGUUGAAUUCUCAGGGAAGCCAGCUGCUCGGAAAGCUCUGGACAGAUGCAGCGAAGGCUCCUUCCUGCUAACCACAUUUCCUCGACCUGUGACUGUGGAGCCCAUGGACCAGUUAGAUGAUGAAGAGGGACUCCCAGAGAAGCUGAUAAUAAAGAACCAGCAAUUUCACAAGGAGCGAGAGCAGCCACCCAGAUUUGCACAGCCUGGGUCCUUUGAGUAUGAGUAUGCCAUGCGCUGGAAGGCACUUAUUUAGAUGGAGAAGCAGCAGCAGGACCAAGUGGACUGAAACAUCAAGGAAGCUCGUGAGAAGCUGGAGAUGGAGAUGGAGAUGGAGGCUGCUCGCCAUGAGCACCAGGUCAUGCUAAUGAGGCAGGAUUGGAUGAGGCGUCAAGAAGAACUUAGGAGGAUGGAAGAGCUGCACAACCAAGAAGUGCAAAAACAAAAGCAGCUGGAGCUCAGGCAGGAGGAGGAGCGCAGACGCCAUAAGGAAGAGAUGCAGCGGCAACAAGAAGAAAUGAUGCGACGACAGUAGGAAGGAUUCAAGGGAACAUUCCCUGAUGCGAGAGAGCAGGAGAUACGGAUGGGUCAGAUGGCUAUGGGAGGUGCUAUGGGCAUAAACAACAGAGGCGCUAUGCCCCCUGCUCCUGUGCCAGCUGGUACCCCAGCUCCUCCAGGACCUGCCACUAUGAUGCCAGAUGGAACCUUGGGAUUGACCCCACCAACAACUGAACGCUUUGGCCAAGCUGCUACAAUGGAAGGAAUUGGGGCAAUUGGUGGAACCCCUCCUGCAUUCAACCGUGCAGCUCCUGGAGCUGAAUUUGCUCCAAACAAACGUCGCCGAUACUAAUAAAAUUGCAAUGUCUAGUUUCCCAAAACCCUUAAAAGAAGGACCCAUUUUGGACUAGCUGAAUUCUACCCUGGAAAAGUGUUAGGGAUUCCUCCGAAUAGUUAGGUCUUCCCUGCCUGUAGUACUCUAGGGAGUAUGCUGGAGGCAGAGGGUAAGGGAGGGGUGAUAUUUAACAAAUCAGUUCUGUGUGGUAUAUCCUUUAACCAAUUCUGUGUGGUGCAUUCCUGAAGUCUCGUGAUUGUUGAGAGCCUGGGAGGGGCGGGGAGCCAUGGCAGAAUGGAUCCAGUUAGCGCCUCCGUUAAUCUUAAUCAUUCCACUUUGUCCACCUUGUUCUAUUUCCUUUCUUGUUCUCAUACUUCCUCCACCCCAGAGACACUGCCACAUAUACCACAAAAACCAAACAUCCCCCAAUGACCUUGGCUCCGUUGCUCCAUUCACUCCCAGGUGGGAAUUCAGGCAGAUGUCCUCAGAGGUCACAGACAACAUGCAUACGGUUCUGUUGUAUCCCAUAUAUUACCCCUUCAUGUCCUAAGGAAGACAUUUUCUCUUAGAGAUUUUCAUUUAGUAUAUCUUU